Argiope bruennichi is the source of this 1521-nucleotide messenger RNA. RefSeq names its product syntaxin-7-like (gene Syx13). The transcript is spliced from 10 exons. The record is from RefSeq and is a predicted model, not a curated record. Gene Ontology annotation, biological process: vesicle-mediated transport; vesicle fusion; intracellular protein transport. Lineage: Eukaryota; Metazoa; Arthropoda; Arachnida; Araneae; Araneidae. Gene Ontology annotation, cellular component: endomembrane system; SNARE complex; membrane. Gene Ontology annotation, molecular function: SNAP receptor activity; SNARE binding. The coding region runs from base 175 to 1014 and encodes 279 amino acids.
UCUGUAUGAAUAUUUUAGGAUCGCCUUUUCUGUGAUAUAUUGGUUUCAUUGUACUUAUUUUACUUUUACAAGAUCACUUUAUGUUUCUUUUAUUCUUUAUGUUGAACGUCUCUCUGUAAAACGUCGUUAUAGUUUAGUGACGUAUUCCUUCUUAAUUUGUUAGGUUUAUUCAAAAUGUCAUUUGGUCGAUCAAGUUUUCCAGAUUAUGGAUCUACUGAUUCUAGAUUUGGGGCACAACAAAGAUCUCAGCCAAAUACAAAUUUUGAUGUUAGACUGUAUAAUCAGCUAUGUGAUGAAAUCAGUUGCAAUAUAUUCUCUAUCAAUAACAAUGUUACGGCAUUGGAAAAAUCGUUAAAAGAAGUUGGAACACAAGCUGAUACUCCUUUACUAAGAGAAAAAAUACAUGCAACACGCCAAAGCACCAAAGACCUUGUAAGCAGCACAACAAAAUGUUUAAAAAUGUUGACAAAUGUGGUUGCAAGAGCAGGAAGGGAGCAAAAAUUGCAAGCUGAAAGAGUACGCAAUGAAUUUCGUGCUACAGUGCAACGUUACGAUACAUUGCAAAAGCAAUUAGAUCCAAAAAUGAAACAGACUGCGGUGCAGAAUCCAAAUACUAGUAGAAAUAUUUGGAAUCCUGAUGAAGAGGAAGAACAACAAUCAUUAGUUGCUGCGGAAAAAAUGCAACAAUAUCAAAUACAAGAAGAAUUAGAGUUUGAACAGGGAUUACUUUUAGAAAGAGAGCAAAGGAUAAGACAAAUUGAAUCUGAUAUGCUUGAUGUUAAUAAAGUAUUCUUAGAUUUGGCGGCAAUGGUUCGGGAGCAAGGAGAAGUAAUAGGCACAAUUGAAGAAAAUAUUACAACUGCUGCUUAUAAUGUGGAGGGAGGCACUGAACAAUUGGUUAAAGCUAGAAAUUAUCAGAAAGCAUAUCGCAAGAAACUUUGCUGUUUUGUUCUCAUUUUAGUUGUUGUUACAGUCAUCAUAGCAAUCAUUGUAUCAGUCAGUCUGAAUUCAUAAUCGUAUUUCUAUUCCUGUUGCAAUUUGGUAUGCAUUAAGCUUGUACAAGAUUUAUUGCCAACCAUUAUUUUACUGACAAGAUAUAGUCAUGCCACUGUGAUAAUAUUGCACAUCAAUAGCUAUAGUUAAAUAUUUGUGAAAAUAUAUAGCAAGAAAUAUAUCAUUUGUUAAAUAAUUCCAUUUAAAUUUACAAUUUUUUCAGAGUAAAAUAAAUGUUUAGUCAUAAGUGUGUUGUAUAAUUCAUCUCUGUGUUUUGUAAAUUGUAAAGGCUGCAACUCUUUUAAUCUGUUUCUGUCUUAUUUUGUAAUAUUUGUUAUGAAAUACUUUAAAUAUGUUAAAUUCAGAACUAACAUGACAUUUUAAAUAUAUCUAUUAUGAAAGUUGAUAUUUAUACAAAUAUUAAUAUCAUUUAAUAAUGUGAAUGUUAUUCAUAACAUGAUCAUUGCUACAUUAUAUUGAUACACAAAAUGCAAAUAAUGCAGUUAAUAAUUAUUUUUUUAAAUAUUG